This is a messenger RNA of Cuscuta campestris, 1295 nucleotides long. The record is from the annotation of a GenBank genome assembly. NCBI's taxonomy places the organism in Eukaryota, Viridiplantae, Streptophyta, Magnoliopsida, Solanales, Convolvulaceae.
AAAGAAUAUCUUUCUCAUCAUGAAAUUCAAUCCAUAUCCAUUUACAGCUUCUCCUCCUCCUUAAUUUCACGCCAUUAAAGCUUUUUCUCCAUAGUCUCCCUAUGCAUCUUAAAAGCCUCUGUUUCAUCCUCCCCGCCGACGAAACAGAGCCCGUCGGUUCCCAAAAGCCCAGCAAAGAAUCCGCCACCGGGGAAACAGGUCCGCCGCAAUCCCCCCGGAGGGGAUGCGGGGGACAAGCUCUGGACUUCAUCAAACAGUCCCUGCACAGAUUCUUGGUCGGGAAGAAUCGGUCUUCCGGGGAGUUCCACGAUGCUGACGGCGUGGGAAUCUCCGGGAACAGAGUCGGCGCCGACAACCCGAGGAUCUUCAGCUAUGCCGAGCUGUUCGUCGGGACAAAAGGGUUCGCCGGAGAUCAAGUGCUGGGGAGCGGCGGAUUCGGGAAAGUCUACCGGGCGGUUUUGCCCAGCGACGGAACAGAGGUCGCCGUAAAGUGCUGCCUCGCGGAGAGAGGGGAGAAGUUCGAGAAGACGUUUGCGGCGGAGCUCGCGGCGGUGGCCCAUCUCCGCCACCGGAAUCUCGUCAAACUCCGGGGAUGGUGCGUCGACGACGACCGCCUCUUGCUCGUGUACGAAUACAUGCCGAACCGGAGCCUGGACAGAGUUCUCUUCAAGAAAACAGAGCAUUUCUUAGACUGGGAGAAGAGAAAGAAGAUCAUAAAGGGAUUAGCCGCCGCAUUAUUCUACUUGCACGAGCAAUUAGAGACUCAGAUAAUCCACAGAGACGUGAAAACUAGCAAUGUAAUGCUCGAUUCCGGCUUCAACGCCCGUCUGGGCGAUUUCGGCCUCGCCCGGUGGCAAGAACACCGCCGCCGUACCGGCGAGCCUCAAUCAAGAACACCCUCCACGAAGAACCAACAGUUCCGGCUAGCAGAGACCACAAAGAUCGGAGGAACCAUCGGUUACUUGCCGCCGUAGAGCUUCCAAAGGCGAGGAAGUGUGGCCACCGCAAAAUCCGACGUUUUCAGCUUCGGGAUCGUGUCCCUCGAGGUGGCGUCGGGGCGGCGUGCGGUGGAUCUGGCCUGCCCGGACGACCAAAUCGUGCUCCUUGAUUGGGUCCGCCGGCUCUCCGACGACGGCGCGGUUUUGCUCGCCGGAGACGUCAGGCUCGCGGACGGCUCGUUCCGGCUGGUGGAAAUGGAGAGAUUGAUUCAAAUUGGGCUUUUAUGUACUCUUCAAGAACCUCACUCAAGACCCAAUAUGAAAUGGGUUUUGGAAGCUCUCAAUGGAGAAAUUGUU